This is a messenger RNA of Parnassius mnemosyne (clouded apollo), 720 nucleotides long. The record is from the annotation of a GenBank genome assembly. Lineage: Eukaryota; Metazoa; Arthropoda; Insecta; Lepidoptera; Papilionidae.
AUGUUAAAAGCACUCCCAGUAAGUUACAGCUACAUAGGUGAUUUAAUUGAUGUCUUGCCAGAGGGUGAAAGAACAGUUGACUAUUUAAAAAGUAAAAUAAAAUUGAAAAAUACGGAAAAUGUGAGUGAAACGUUAAAUGAUACAUCAAAUGCUUUUAAAGCAGAUGCCAAGCCAUCAAAUAAUUGUUUUAGUUGUGGAAAACCUGGCCAUCUGAGAAGAGACUGUAAAUCAGGAAAUGUAAACCGUGAACGAGGACAUAGUUUUUCUCAUCAUAGAGGACGUAGUUUCUCUGGUUAUAGAGGACGUGGUUUCUCUGGUUAUCGAGGACUUGGUUCAUAUAAUAACAGAGGACGAGGCUCAGGAAAUUAUCACCAUAAUAAUCAAGAGAGUCAUGGAAACAGUUUUCAUACUACUAUUGCAAAUAAUACUUACACAACGAGUGAGAAUUAUAAGACAAAGAAAGGUCAAAUAAAUUGGUUACUAGAUAGUAGAUGCACAGACCAUAUUAUUAAUACUGAUGAGUACUUCAAUUCCUGUGAGAUAUUAAAUAAACCUGUUAAAGUUAAAAUUGGGGACGGCACAAUAUUAGAAGCUACAAAAAUUGGUAAUAUUAAAACUUAUUUCUUGGUCUAUGGACAAAAAUCUGAAGUGACUCUGACAAAUGUUUUUUUUUGUAAAAGAAAUGAAGGCAAAUUUAUUGAGUUAUUGCAAAAUUACUGA